Racocetra fulgida is the source of this 637-nucleotide messenger RNA. Lineage: Eukaryota; Fungi; Glomeromycota; Glomeromycetes; Diversisporales; Gigasporaceae. The record is from the annotation of a GenBank genome assembly.
GUACGACAUGAAUAAGGAUAUAAUCAAGGAGUUAGUUGGUGAAGGUAUUAUACUUUCUGAAGGAGAUGUUCAUAAACGACAAAGAAAAAUGAUGUCUCCUUCAUUUUCUUUUACCAAUGUCAAGGAAAUGACUCCAACAUUUGUUCAAGCUGGCCAUAAUUUAAAGGAUAUCUGGAUGAAAGAAAUUGGUAACAAGAAAGAGGAAAGAAUUACAAUUACGGCUGUAAUUUCAAAGAUAACUUUGGAUGUUAUUGGCCUUUCUGAAUUAUCUAAAGCAUACAAGGUCGUAACUAGUCGUAAUCAUACACCUUUAUUCAUAGCUCUUUCCAGCCUCCUUCCAUUUAUCAGAAAAUUUCCAACACCUGAUAACAAUAAAUAUUAUGAUUCUCUCAAAAUUAUUUCUAAUAUUUCUGAGAAACUACUUGAUAAUCAAAAAAAUAAUCCUGUUCGAGGAACAGACUUAUUUUCAUUAUUAGCAAAAGCAAAUGAUACCUUGCCCGUUGACGAACAAUUAACUCGUUAUGAAUUAAUUAAUCAACUUCGCAACGAAAUACUUGAUAUAUUUCCUGAUCGUGAUUAUCAUCCAACUUUUGAUCAAAUUGAACAAUUGAAAUUUUUAGAUUGUGUCUUUAAGGAA